Molecule: messenger RNA, 1079 nt
Organism: Plectropomus leopardus (leopard coralgrouper)
Lineage: Eukaryota; Metazoa; Chordata; Actinopteri; Perciformes; Serranidae
Source: RefSeq, a predicted model, not a curated record
UUGAUAUAAUAGCAUUAACAGAUUAAUUCCAAAUUUUGAGUUUCACAUAGCACACACACUGUUCACGUUCAGAUAUGCUCUCUUCCUCUCACUGCAGAGUCUUCAAAAAGUCCAGCCCCAACUCCAAGCUCACAGUUUAUCUGGGGAAGCGAGACUUUGUUGAUCACUUAGACCAUGUAGAUUCAGUAGACGGAGUGCUCCUUGUAGACCCAGAGUAUCUGAAAGAUCGAAAAGUGUUUGUUACUCUGACCUGUGCGUUUCGUUAUGGCCGGGAGGACCUGGAUGUCCUGGGCCUUUCCUUCCGGAAGGAUCUGUACGUGAGCACCAUCCAGGCCUUCCCUCCUCUUGAGGAGAAGAAGAUGCCUCUGAGCCGGCUGCAGGAGCGGCUGCUGAAGAAGCUGGGUCAGCACGCCUACCCCUUCCACUUCACUAUCCCUCAGAAGCUGCCCUGCUCGGUAACCCUCCAGCCGGGCGCAGAGGACACUGGGAAGGCGUGUGGUGUGGACUAUGAGCUUCAAGCAUUCUGUGCUAAGACUGCGGAGGAGAAGAUCCACCAAAGGAACUCUGUGACACUAGUGAUCCGGAAGGUUCAGUACGCUCCGGAGAAGCCAGGUCCUCAGCCCAUGGUGGAGACCAGUCGCAGCUUCCUGAUGUCCGACAGAUCUCUACACCUGGAGGCUUCACUGGAUAAGGAGCUGUACUACCACGGUGAGCCCAUCAGUGUCAAUGUCCACGUCAGCAACAACUCCACCAAGAGUGUGAAGAGGGUGAAGAUUUCUGUUCGUCAGUAUGCUGAUAUCUGUCUGUUCUCCACGGCUCAGUAUAAGUGUGCAGUCGCCCAGAUUGAAGCAGAUCACCAGGUUUCUCCCAGCUCCACCUCCUGCCAGGUCUACACUCUGACCCCCACGCUGGGCACCAACAGGGAAAAGAGGGGCCUGGCCCUGGAUGGAAAGCUAAAGCACGAAGACACCAACUUGGCCUCCAGCACCAUAGUAAAAGAGGGCACCAACAAGGAGAUGAUGGGGAUCCUGGUUUCCUACAGAGUCAAAGUCAAACUGGUGGUGGCUCUUGGAGGGUAA